AUGCAUUGCAUAAAUUCUAGAUCUUUAAAGUAUUUUAAGACUAUCAACUAUAUUAAUUUCAGUUCUAGGAAAACCAGUAGUUUUUUAAUUAAUGACAAUAAAUAUUUGUUUCUUAAAACUCUUGGAUUGACUGAAGAAAAUGCUGGUGUAUAUGAUGGAAAAUGGAACGCAAAUGGAAAUGUUAGUAUUACUUUGGCAUCAUAGAAUUAUUUAAAAUAUACAAUUAUUCCAUAGGUUAUUACAUCAUUUUGUCCAGCAAAUGGUCUACCUAUAGCCUCAGUGCGUAAUGGAAACAAAGCAGAUUAUGACAGAUGUGUAUCUAAUGCUCGUGAAGCUUGGAAGUAUUGGUCAGAUAUGCCUGCACCGAAACGAGGGGAAAUUGUUAGGCAGAUUGGCAAUGCAUUAAGAGAAAAAUUAGAACCAUUAGGAAAAUUGAUAUCAUUAGAAAUGGGUAAAAUUAUAAUAGAAAACUUUAUUAAUAAGUGGUAAGCUAAAUAUUCAAUAUUUUAGGUAAAAUUUUGGGAGAAGGUAUAGGUGAAGUACAAGAGUACAUUGAUAUUUGUGAUUUUGCGGUUGGAAUGUCAAGAAUGUUUAAUGGUUCGAUAUUUCCUUCUGAAAGACCAAAUCAUAUUAUGCUUGAACAAUGGAAUCCCUUGGGGCUUAUUGGAAUUAUUAGUGCUUUUAACUUUCCUGUCGCAGUUUAUGGUUGGAAUAGUGCUGUAUCCAUGGUAAUAUUAUGGUGAUUGAUAAAGAUUUGACAUUUUGGCUAAGUAUACAAUUAACAUAAUUAUUUGUGUGGUUUAUACUUAGUACAGAUUGUGAUUUUGCUAAUCAUAAUGUGACAUCUGUAAAGUAUAAUUUUAUCAAUAAAUCAUCAAAAUAUAAUAUUAAUAAAAAUUAUAAAUAUAUUUAUAAUUUAGAAAGUUAGGUAAGUACUUCAAAAUUUAUUCAUAUUUAUUUUUAUUCCCCUGAAUUUAUCAGGUAAAAUUACAUAUGGAAAUCCGUAUACUUUAAGAAUACAAUUUAAAGGUUAUUAUGAAUUUUAGAAAAUGUGAAAUUCAAAUACACAUUUUUCUUAAAAACUUUCUCUUAUGACUUACAGUAUUUUUGAUUAUGAGGGCAGUAUAUGUAUAUUAUAGAAUACCUUUUAUAUUGGUACUUGCUUUAUGUUUAUUUUCCAUGGCUUAUAUUAAAAUUUUAAAUAAUAAAAUAGUAUUUGAUUUAUUUUAUUUUUCUUAUAAUUAAAAUUCUAUAGUUCUAACAUUUCAUACAUUGUUUAUAUUUUUGUAUACCCGUUUGUAUUAAUCAUGUAUUAAGCUUUUUAAUUGGAAAAUCCAUUUUAAAUUUAAAUUUGGUUAUGGGAUUAAUAUGGUAUUAAUUGGCCUAUGCAAAUGUAACACUUUUUUUUUUUGCAACACUACACAAUUUUGAAAAUCUGUAUAUUUUUAAAAGUAUCUAAACAUUAAACAAAACAAAUUGUAGUUUUUGUUGAUAUAAUUUUAUGAUUAGCUACCAUGUGUUGUUACACACAGGGCCAUUUCAAGAUUCAUGUCAAGGAAAAAUUAAUGUGGAGGCCCUCUGACCAUCAUACGAUAUGAUAAAAAAAUACUGAGAAUCUUGCUUGGAAAUAUAUUUUUCCAAACCUUAACCAAUCAAGCUUAUUUAAAUUCACCUACUGCACUAGGUACAUAGUACAUUUUCAACAACUUCUUAGCAAUAUACUAAAAAAAAUACAAUUUAUCACUAGAUGAUUUUAAUAUUUAUCGAAAAUAAUAACUCUGAUAUAUACAGAAUUAAAUUAUAGAUUAGAUAAAUUAAGAAAAUGAAAAAACAAUUGUAUUGUUUAAUUAUUUUCAAUAUAAUAUUACAAUUUAUACCGGAAAACUUUUUUUCAGCAAAUCUAUUACACAAUCAUAAUCUACAGUCUUUGUUAAUUUGUGUCCAGUAGAAAGUAGUAUUAAAUCAUUUAGAUUACGGUUCUCUUUUGUGGUUGACUGUAAAUAACUUAGAUAUUGAGUGUAGCAAUUCUAUUGGUUAACUAUAAUGUGUAUAUUUUUUUUCUGUCCGUAAAAAUGUUCUACCAAAAAUUUUGCUCCGAUGUAUAGUAUGUAGAACUUUUUCUGUAAGGAAAUUUUUUAUUGUUGUUGCAUUAGAGAGGUAUUUUUUAGAUGUUUUCAAAAUAAUUGGGAAAAACUGGGAAGAAAAUUAUAGGUAAAAUAGCAAAUAUUUACAGCACGCCACGGCUCCUCCAAUUUUAUUAUUUUAUUGGUUUUAAUUUUUGCAAAUUAUGUUUUUUAUCAGAAAUAUUGUUCCACUCGAAAAAUUAUAAGAAAUCAAUUUUAUUCCUUUUAAUAUAUAGCCAUUGUCAAAGAAAGUGGUUUUUUGACACAUAUCUAUUGUGCACAUUAUUAGUCUCUAUGACUCAUGCUCUCCAUGGGUGAUUAUGAAUAAAUCAUGAAUAACUUGUAGUCACCGCGUCUGCCUGAUGUAAAGAAAUUUCAGUAUUUUUAUUCAUAUUUCUUCGCAUACACCGCUUUUGCACCAGUGUACCACGACAACAAUAAGUAAUUAAUAAUAUUUAAUUAUAAUUUAUAACUAUUAUUAUUAUCAUUUAGAAUAACUAAAUGUUGCCUGUUUAUAUAUUAUUAUAAAAAAUAAGUCUACAGAUACGAAAUAAAAUUGUAUUAUUGAUACUUAUAAAUAUAAAGAUUUUAGAAGUUAUAGUUUCGAAUGGGUAACAUCGAGUAAUCCUAAAUUCUAACAUAUGUAUUAUUAUCUUAUACAUCAAGACUUUAAUAGGUGGUAUUAAAAAUAUUGCAAAAAUGUUCCCAUUGUUCUCCCUGCCCUAUGAAUGGCUCUAGUUACACAUAGUAACAACACUUUAUGGCAAAACAAAGGAGUACUUAAGUACCUAUAUUAUCAUAAAUUACGUGAAUCAAAUCCAUUGGCAUUAUUUCUUCACUGUUAUAACCACCUUACAUAAAUGUCUACAAUAUAACUUCUGUUAAAAGUAGUCUAUAAAUAACAGUCACCUUUAUGUAAUGGUCAUUUUUUUGAUCUUGUCCUUGAUAGGACACCUUUAAGGCUCUAAAGGACGGUCACCUCUAUAUAAUAGUCUUUAUUUCCAAUCCCUUCGGUGACCAUUAUAUGGAAGUUUUACUGUAUAAUAUUAAAUAACUUAUAAAGUUUUUUUACUCUUCAAAUAACACAAUAUUAAUUUUUGAUUUUUGUGAAGAAAAAAAAAUUAUAGAUGCAAAUCAAUUGUUUAUUAGAUAGGGAUCUACCAAGUUGGUGUAUUGGUGGGUUGGAAAAUUAAAUAUUUCACUGCACCACCAGAAAUUGUAAUCAUUUUAUACCGCUGUAUAGGACAUAGGCACUAAAUUAAAUUCAGCAACGUAAAUUUAAAAAAGAACUGAUACUUCUAAUGAAUGCACCACUGUUGUAGGUUGAAAUGUAAGAUACAUAAAGUUCUUAAUUAUUUUGUAUCUGUAAACAAUAAUAAACUAUUGCUAGCAAAAAAACAAUUCUGAAUGAAGUUGGUUUUUAUUGUUUGUUAUUACGUUUAUUAUAUGUGAUUUAAAUAGUCAUAAUAUUUACAAUUUUCAUCAAAAUGAAAUCUUAAAAUCAUCAUGAAAAAACGUUACUACAUUUCCCUUAUUUUAUUUUUUUGUUUACAAAGUACAACUUAUAAUGAACCUCCUGUUAAAUUUACAAGCAUUUCUGUUCGGUUCAACAAUUAUAUUCACUUACCUAGUACCAGUGGUGUUCCCAUCAAUUUAUUUGAGAGUAUCCUAUAACAUUCUGCGUUACAUCUAGUUUUUUUAUAUUUGUUUUAUGAUCCAAAAAUUAAAUUAAAAUAUCCAAAAUAGAACUGAAAAUUUAAAAAAAAAUUUAAUUAUUAACACGGAUUAUUGUAAACUAUAAGAAUAUUGCGAAUUUUUGGUUAUAAUUAUCGAAAUAAAUAAAAUGUGUAAUAUUAUGGUUUAAGUGAUUAUAAGAUGGUAUGAACGGGCACUGAUAAAUAUAUUUUACAGCAUGACAAAUUUGUUUUUUUUUUUACAUUUUUAUUUGACUAUUUUUACUAUCAAAACUAUUUUAGAGUAAAUGCAGUAUGCCCGUGAUUUUUCAGCAUUAUGUCGAGAGUAUACGGCGAAUGUGUAGUUUACCCUAUGGUAGUAUCUUUAUGGGAACAUUACUGUCUAGUAUUUAUCAAAUAAAAACUAGGCAUGUAAAAAAAUCGCAAACAUAAAACGUGUAUAAAUAGUUCAAGAAUCACCUAAAUGCUUCGAACAUUUUACCACUUCUAAAAAUGUCAAAUAUAUGUUAUUUUGAUGAAAAUUUCAAGUCUUUGGGAAUAUUUUUAAUUAAAUUACAAUAAUAAAACAAUUGAAAAUAAUGAAACCAUUAUUUCUGUAAACUUUUAUGUUCUUUCUACGUUUUUUUUUUGAUUUUGCAUUAUUAAAAAAAACCAUACGGCGAAUCAAAAUUUUUUUUACUUACCAACCAAAUUAAAAAUAUAAAAAAUAAAGUAGAAAUCAAUAAUGCCUCUGAGCGCAGUAAAUAUUGAUUGUGUGAUUUUUUAUUUUUUUCAGUUAUUUUGAAAACCUUUUAGGAAAUCAAAAAAUUACCUCCUUAUUGUACAUACUAGAUAAAAAAUGCAACUAAUUUAUCUAGUCACUUUUCAAUUGGAGCAAGAUUUGUGGUAGAAAAGUCAUUUACAAACACAAAAAAUACACAAACCAAUAAAUCCCUAGCUCCACUCCUAAUAAUAUAAUUACAGAAUCUAAAAAUCAAAUUUGCCUCUUUAUUUUAUCAUAAUCAUUAUAUUUUAGGUAUGUGGCAAUACAGUAAUUUGGAAAGGGGCGCCUACUACUUCUCUUACUUCAGUUGCCACUACAAAAAUAAUAACAUCUGUUUUGGAGAAAAAUAAUAUUCCUGGAGCUGUUUUAUCUUUAUGCACUGGUGAUGUUGAUAUAGGAGUAUCAAUGGUUAAUGAUAAACGAGUAAAUUUAGUUUCUUUCACUGGAAGUAGCACAGUUGGCCAAAAAGUAUGUACAUAGUACCCUGACAUAAUUUACCGUACCUAGUACCUAUUCUUUUUAAUUUCCAUAAACAUGAUGUUAAAUAUAUAUUUCUUCAGGUUGGUGUUGAAGUACAAAAACGAUUUGGUCGUGUUUUAUUGGAAUUAGGUGGUAAUAAUGCUAUUAUUGUCACACCAGAUGCUAAUCUCGAUAUUGUAUCACAAUCUGUGGUUUUUGCUUGCUGUGGUACAGCUGGUCAGAGAUGUACUACUACUAGAAGACUAAUUUUGCAUAAAUCAAUAUAUAAUAGUGUUUUAGCCCAUUUAGUUAAAUCAUAUUCUAAUGUUUUAAAAAGAUUAGGAGAUCCUCUUGAUGAAAAUACUAUUUAUGGCCCUAUGCAUUCAAUGAAAGCUGUUGAAAACUUUAAACAAACAAUAUUAGAUGCUAUUGAAGACGGAGGACAGAUCGAAUUUGGGGGAAAAGUAAUAUUAAAUAUCUCUUAAUAACAUUAUAAUUAAAUUUCAUAACUUUAAUGAAGUUUUAAACAUUACAGAUUUUAGAUAGAGCUGGUUAUUUUGUAGAACCUACUAUUAUAUCUGGUUUAAGGUAUGAUUCACCCGUAGUACGCCGCGAAACAUUUGCACCUAUUGUUUAUUUAUUAAAGUAUGAUACUUUGGAAGAAGCUAUUUCAUGGAACAAUAGUGUAGAUCAAGGAUUAUCAUCUAGUAUUUUUACUAAUGAUGUUGGAAAUGUAUUCAAAGUAUGUAACAAUGUAUUACAGUAUAUUAUAUAUUCACAUAUAAAAUUACAUAAAUGUAAUGUUUUUACCCUAAAUUAAUAAUUAAGUACCUAAUAAUAACUACUAUUAACUUGUUAAUCAAAUAUUUAAAUACAAAAUAGAAAUAAGCAAAUUGAUAAAUUAGAAAAAGUCACAAAAUUAUUAAAGUUUAAAUUUCAAAAUUAAUACACUACAUAUUAAAAUUAUUUAAUAUACUUAUUAAUUGCAAAAUUAAUUGUUUUUGUAAUUUUUUUGUUAGUGGAUUGGUCACAAAGGAUCUGAUUGUGGUAUUGUUAAUGUCAAUAUUCCAACUAAUGGAGCAGAAAUUGGUGGUGCAUUUGGUGGUGAAAAACAUACGGGUGGUGGACGAGAGUCUGGUUCAGAUUCUUGGAAACAGUAUAUGAGGAGAUCAACUAUUACAAUUAAUCAUGGUUCUGGAUUAACUUUAGCUCAAGGAAUUAAAUUUGAAUAA
This is a messenger RNA of Cinara cedri, 6271 nucleotides long. NCBI's taxonomy places the organism in Eukaryota, Metazoa, Arthropoda, Insecta, Hemiptera, Aphididae. The record is from the annotation of a GenBank genome assembly.